Messenger RNA from Patella vulgata (common limpet), 1715 nucleotides. Its product is annotated as 2-(3-amino-3-carboxypropyl)histidine synthase subunit 1. NCBI's taxonomy places the organism in Eukaryota, Metazoa, Mollusca, Gastropoda, Patellidae. The transcript is spliced from 11 exons. Bases 43 to 1698 code for a protein of 551 amino acids. The record is from RefSeq and is a predicted model, not a curated record. Gene Ontology annotation, molecular function: 2-(3-amino-3-carboxypropyl)histidine synthase activity. Gene Ontology annotation, biological process: protein histidyl modification to diphthamide.
AGUUGUCUGCAAACAGAGUUAUACAAAUUGUCAAACAGAGUUAUGUCCCAUUCCAAUAUGUCGGCGCCCAGCAGUGAAAACAAAUCAACAUCUGGUCCUGUUGUUGUGUCCGCUAACGCAGACCGAAAAAAAUUUAGUAGUAAAAAAGGUCCAAAAAAGAGAGCUGCUCAUCAGAUACCAGAUGAAAUUCUAAAUAAUGUAGAAAUACAACAGGCUAUGAAACCGUUACCAGAAAAUUAUAAUUUUGAAAUUCAUAAAACAAUAUGGAAAAUACGAUCUACUGGUUCCAAGAUGGUGGCCCUACAACUACCAGAGGGCUUACUGAUGUUUGCCUGUACAAUAGCAGAUAUUAUAGAAAGAUUUACAGAAGCAGAAACUAUUAUAAUGGGUGAUGUAACAUAUGGUGCUUGUUGUGUUGAUGAUGCUACUGCUAAAGCUCUGGGAGCAGAUUUAAUGGUACAUUAUGGUCAUAGUUGCCUUGUGCCUAUUGAUACUACAUCUGGUAUACAGAUGUUAUAUGUGUUUGUUGAUAUAAAGAUUGAUUCAAACCAUUUUAUAGAGACUAUAAAAUAUAACUUUAAAAAUGGUAGUUGUUUAGCACUAGUUAGUACCAUACAGUUUGUGGCAACUCUUCAGUCUGUAAGUCGUGAUUUAAGCAGUGAUUUUAAAAUCAUAACACCCCAGUCGAAACCCUUAUCACCUGGUGAAAUAUUAGGUUGUACAUCACCUAAACUAACUGAUGUUGAUGCACUUGUGUAUUUAGGAGAUGGAAGAUUCCAUUUAGAAUCUAUAAUGAUAGCUAAUCCAACAGUUCCUGCCUACAGAUAUGAUCCGUAUGACAAGAAGUUUACCAGAGAAUAUUAUGAUCAUGAUAAAAUGAAAGAAAUGAGAUAUGCAGCAAUAAAAACUGCCUCAAAGGCAAAAAGAAUUGGUAUAAUUCUCGGUACUUUGGGUCGACAAGGUUCACCUAAAGUAUUGGAGCAUUUAGAGAAGAAAAUACAGGAUAGUGGACGUAAAUCUGUUGUAGUUUUAUUAUCAGAAAUAUUUCCUUCUAAACUAGACUUGUUUUCAAAUAUUGAUGCAUGGGUUCAGGUAGCAUGUCCGAGACUGUCAAUAGACUGGGGAGCAGCAUAUAAAAAACCACUCCUUAAUCCAUAUGAGCUGUCGGUAGCUUUAGACAAUGUUAAGUGGAAGGAAGUCUAUCCCAUGGAUUUCUAUGCUAAUGAUAGUUUGGGUCCAUGGACUGUUAACAAUGAAGCUCACAGACCUCAGAGAGGGAACAAAUCUAAAAGUAAAAAAGAAAAAACAUUGGCCAGUUCAUGUUGUAAAGACAAUAUUAGUUCAGACAGUGUAUGUUGUAAAGAUAACAGUUCAGAUAUUGCUUUUUGUAAAGAUACCAGUUCAGAUAUUGCAAGUUGUAAAGAUACCAGUUCAGAUAUUGCAUGUUGUAAAGAUAACAGUUCAGAUAUUGUAAGUUGUAAUAAAGACAGCAGUUCAGAUAUUGUAAGUGGUAAAGAUACCAGUUCAGAUAUUGCAUGUUGUAAAGAUAACAGUUCAGAUAUUGUAAGUUGUAAUAAAGACAGCAGUUCAGAUAUUGUAAGUGGUAAAGAUAGCAGUUCAGAUAUUGCAAGUUGUAAACAAACAGAAAGUAGCAAAGAAGAAGUAGUGAAGAAUUGUGAUUGUGCAUCAACAACAUAAAUAAAACUAUUGAUUUA